AUGGUGUCCGCAAGACUAGCACCCGUUGCCCGGGCUCGGAUAGCUAAAGCCACUCCUCAGUUCGGCUCAAAACGGUUCGCACACGACCUCAUCAUCCAAAACAACCCCCGAGGCGGUACGCCCACACCCAUCAUCAAGCAUGGUCCCGCUACCGGCGGCCGAUCAUCGGUAUCAGGCCAUACCGUGACUGUUUUCGGCUGUACGGGCUUUUUGGGCCGAUACCUCGUGCACAAGAUCGCCAAGCUCGGGACGCAGGUCAUUGUGCCCUACAGAGAUGAGGACGAGAAGAGGCAUUUGAGGGUGAUGGGUGAUUUGGGACAGAUUGUGCCGAUGGAAUGGGACGCGAGGAACCCGGAUCAGAUAUAUGAGUGCUUGAAGCACUCGGAUGCGGUGUACAACUUGACUGGAAGGGACCACGAGACCAGGAACUUCAAGUUUGAGGAUGUCAACGUCAAAGCCGCUGGUCUCAUCGCCUCGGUCGCCGCUCAGGCAGGCGUGUCCCGCUUCUUCCACGUCUCUCACCUCAACGCCUCACCCGACUCUGCAUCAGCCUUCUACCGGAGUAAAUACGCUGGCGAGCGGGCAGUACGGGAUGCCUUCCCGGAAGCUACCAUUGCCCGGCCUGCGGGGAUGUACGGUCACGAGGACUGGCUCCUGAAUGCCAUGGCUCAAUACCCCAUCCUGUACAAGCUGAACAACGGCCGAACCAAGAUCCUCCCGGUACACGUCCUCGACGUCGCCCAGGCUCUCGGCAUCAUGCUUACCGCCCCUCUCACCUCUACCGCCUCCACUUUUGCCCUCGCUGGCCCCGCCGUCCACACCUACAACUCCCUCCUCAACCUCGUCGCUGCAAUGACGAUGAACCCACCCAGUACCGCCCCGACCGUCCCCAAAGCGGUCGCCAAGGCGUUUGCGACCGUCAGCAACCGCGCGCUCUGGUGGCCCACAGUCAACGCAGACGAGAUUGAGCGGAAAUACAUUGACGACUUUGGCGUCGAGCUCAUGGAGGCCGCGGCGGCAGAGGAGAAGCCGAGUGGGUGGUCUGUCGGGGAUGGGAAUGCCAAGAUGGUGGGGAUCGACGGCGAGGCUAUCAAGUCGUGGGCCGACCUGGAUAUGGAGCCGGACCACGUCGAGGAGCACGCCAUCAAGUUCUUGAGGCGAUACCGUGCUGCAUCCAACUUUGACAUGCCGCUGGAGAUGGGCACCCUCAAGCCACCAAAGCAGUACCACGUUGUCCCAUAG
Dioszegia hungarica is the source of this 1242-nucleotide messenger RNA. RefSeq lists its product as uncharacterized. The record is from RefSeq and is a predicted model, not a curated record. Bases 1 to 1242 code for a protein of 413 amino acids. NCBI's taxonomy places the organism in Eukaryota, Fungi, Basidiomycota, Tremellomycetes, Tremellales, Bulleribasidiaceae. The transcript has 8 exons. Gene Ontology annotation, molecular function: protein-containing complex binding. Gene Ontology annotation, cellular component: mitochondrion.